Messenger RNA from Aspergillus candidus, 1406 nucleotides. RefSeq names its product WD40 repeat domain-containing protein. Gene Ontology annotation, molecular function: protein binding. Lineage: Eukaryota; Fungi; Ascomycota; Eurotiomycetes; Eurotiales; Aspergillaceae. The transcript is spliced from 4 exons. Bases 200 to 1327 code for a protein of 375 amino acids. The record is from RefSeq and is a predicted model, not a curated record.
GGCGGGCUGGAGGAGCUCUGGGCGCAAAUACUUCGAUUCUUUCUGCCAUCUUCGUCUCGACGGCGCGAGUGGGUGGUUCACUGGCAUUAUUGGGUCAAUUUUGGUUUCUAGGGUGAGUAUUGAUUGUCAUUGAACUGUAGUGACAGACAGUCCCGGAUUUAUUGGUUGCGCGAUCAUCUCCUUCCACUACAAGGCGAACAUGGCUCAGUCAUCCCACCGUGGCGAUUUCUUCCAAACCACGACAGCUUUAGAGGAUCAAACUCGCAAGAAUACCAAGUCCUUGAAUACAGAUGGAUCGCCCAUUAGGUUACAGAGUAAAAUACUGGCUGUUCAGGCAGACCCCGUGAAUGCGGGCGUCGUGUUUGUUGCCCAGAGCGGGGGAACGGUCCGGAAGAUCAUACUCGAAACAGGGGAUAUUGUCGCCGUCUUCAAAGGUCCAACUGCUCCGGUUACGAGUAUCUGUUUCAGCCCCGAUGGCCGAUUGCUGUUUGCCGGUUGCUGGGACAAGACUAUCUGGAGUUGGGAGGUGGCUACAGCACAACCGAAGCUAAGAUAUGAGGGCCACACCGAUUUUGUGAGAUCGGUCGUCAGCACACAGCUGAAGGGACAGGACGUCCUCGUCUCCGGAGGUGCGGACGCGCAAAUCUUGGUUUUCGACAUUACCAGCGAGCAGCGCUUGUCGGUCCUGAAGGGCCAUGUCAAAGGAAUUCAAGAUCUCGCGGUGGAUCCCAUUUCUCUGGAAUCCGAGAGCCCGGAAUUGACCGUCUUCAGUGCGGGGAGUGACCGGGAAAUUCGCCAGUUUGACAUCGCCAAUGGCAGCAAAGACCUUACCGGGACGGAUGCCAUUCUGGCUCACGACACCAACGUUUACAAGCUGGUUUUCGAUCGGGACGGGGAUUUAUGGACUGCCUCGGCAGACAAGACCGCGAAGUGUCUUGCCCGAGAGGACAGCUGGAAGCCCAAUCUGACUCUAACACACCCGGACUACGUCCGAGACGUCGUGGUGUGCGAACAGGGCGGUUGGGUCGUCACUGCCUGUAGAGACGAAGAGAUUCGAGUGUGGAAUCGAUCCACUGGAAAGCUCCAUCACACGUUCUCCGGGCACUUCGAAGAGGUCACGGGCCUAAUACUCUCUGGAUGGACGAUUGUCAGCGUCAGUAUCGAUGCGACGGUACGACAGUGGUCCUUGAAACCGGAUGAUCUACAAAACGCAGUGGAAAAGGCCAGAAACCCGACCGAAGAGGACGAGGAGAAGCCGGAAGAUUCGGGACCUAAGCUUACAGAAGAAGAAGAACGGGAGCUGGCCGAGCUCAUGGGUGAAGACUGAAUGGACUGACAUCAUGGCGAAAGCCAGCCAUAAUGAGAUACGUGGAAUGCAUAGGGUAUAUUUCUUGUUUAUAGACAAA